AUGUCGGGAAGAAAAUCGAAUAUCCUCAAACCUCAGGAGAAGCGGUCGAAAUCUGCAACGAAAAGACGGCCGAAGAAUAAUUUGAAUGCGCUUGCUACGGCAGAGAAACAAUUUCCCACGAAAACGAAAAUCCGCAGACACCGACUUGGUGAUGAUGAGUUUAGCCAGCCUACCCGAAAGCGCGUUAUAAAUGAUGAAGAAGAAGACGAUGAUGAAGAUGCCGGUCGAGCAAAGCGCGUACGACGAGACCAAGACGGGUCAGAUAUCGAUGGAGGUAGCGAUAGUGAAGGCAAUGAGUGGAGGAUAGGAACUGUCGAUAGCGAUAAUGAUAGCGAUAUCGACAGUGAUGAGGCUAUGGGCGAGAGUGAUGAGGAAAAAUUUGAAGGAUUUACUUUCCGUGGCAGCUCUGCAAUGCAGAAAAAAGACCAUAGUAUGAAAGCCGCUCAAGCUCAAAAGCGCAAAACCAACACCAACCAAUUUGACCGAGAUGAUGGUGAUAUACUAAACGAGGAGUUCAAUGGCGCAUCUGACGAAGAGGCAGAGGAAGAAGACGAUGACCUUGGAGAGGAUGCGGUCGACCUCGCAACCGCGUGGGACAUGAAUGAGGAAGACUCCGAGGCCGAGGCAUCAAGAAGAAAAGCGUCAAAAGAGAAAAGAAAGCAGGUUGAUACAAUGUCUGAAGAUGAAGACGACAAUGGCUCCCUAUCUGCUGUAUCUGAUGACGACGAGGAAGAUGACGAUGAUGGGGAAUCUGAUACCUCUGAGCUGUCGAUAUCUGAUAAUGAAGGAGAUACAAAGCAAGGCCUCACCAAGCUCCGAAGAUUUGUUACCUCGUUGGGACAAGACUCUGGGUCGGCUACAUCUACGAGGCCCAAGACAGCUCUCCCGGGAGGAGACCCUACUGAAUUCGGGCUGGCCCCCAGCCGAAAGCUUACUGUAGCUGAUUUGAUGCCCAGCAUAUCAGAUUCACGCAUGAAGGGUGCAUUGAAACAUAUUGAAAAUGACCUUUCCACGAAAGGUACCACAGGCAUUCCUAGGAAAUUAGACGUCCCUCUCCCAAAAAGGCAACAGGAUAGGUUAGAUCGCGCAGCAGCGUACGAUAAAAGCAAAGAAACUCUUGCCAGAUGGAUAGAGACUGUGAAGGCUAAUAGACGGGCUGAACAUCUUUCUUUCCCUCUCCCGGAGCCGGAUGCCCUACAACCGUCUAAGGUUGUGGACUCCAAGCCUAGAACCAACCUCGAAACUACAAUUCAAAAUAUACUGGUGGAAAGCGGUUUGGCAGACUCAAAUAAUGGAGAUGCGGAGGAUAAAAUACAAGAAUUCGAAGAGCUCCAAGCAAAGAAGAUUUCAGUUGAAGAGAUUCAAGCUCGCAGGGCAGAACUCCGGAAGCAACGAGACCUACUUUUCCGUGAAGAAAUUCGAGCAAAACGAAUUAAAAAGAUCAAGAGCAAGGCUUACCGCCGUGUUCACCGGAAGGAGAGGGAGAAAUUAGAACAGAUGGAACAUGAAGCACUGGCAGCCGCCGGGAUAGACAUGGAUGAAGAAAAUCGGGAGCGCAAUGACAGGAUACGCGCGGAGGCGAGAAUGGGCUCGAAGCACAAGGAUAGCAAAUGGGCCAAGAGCCUGAAACAGACAGGCCGAACCGCGUGGGAUGAAGACGCCAGAACGGAAAUGGCUGAUUUGGCAAGAAGGGAGGAAGAGCUGCAAAAGCGGAUCCAAGGCAAACGUAUCGUUGAUGAGGAUGGCGAAUUUCUAUCGUCAAGCUCUGAAGACGAGGACGACAGCGAUUCGGAUAUGCCAGGAUUCAAACUACGGGAGAAAGUGGACAAGCUUGAAAGGGAUGGAACGGACCCCAAGGAUUCAGGCCCAUACUCAGGGCUUCUGUCCAUGAAAUUCAUGCAGAAUGCCGACGCAGCACGAAAGGAAGCGAAUGAGCGCGAGCUUCGGGAGGUUAAACGUCAACUCAACAGCGAGGAAUCUGGCUCGGAAGAGGAAGAUUUGCAGGAGGAGGUUGGCCGCAGAAAGUUUGGCACACAGAGCACAAAGUCAUCUAAUAAGCCUUCCGUGAACCUAUCACAAAAGGAAGACGAAGGAGGUCAAGCCAGGAAUGAAGGGGCUGAAAACGCUUCCAGCUCAGAUUCCGAUAUUGAUAUCCGUGUUACCCCCAAACCUAGGCAGCAAUCCAAAGCGGCUCCGAAGAAGACCGCUCGCCAUGGCUUCGAAGGGACCAAGCAGCAAUCUCCAGAGGACGAUGAAAACCCUUGGCUGGCGGAAACUUCCAAGAAGAACCGAUCAAAGAAGAAAACAAUUGGUACUGCGGCAGAUGUCGGCCUAAUUGAAAACUCCGGCUCAAUUGUUGCCCAGGAGCCCAAGCAGCAACUCUCCAGGCAGGGAUAUCAGAAUGGCUCAGAGAAAGCUGAAGUUGCCAAUCGGCCUGUUGAUGACGACGAGCGGUCCGACGAUGAGGACAAAGCUACCAUGCCCGUACUUCUUCAAAACGAAGAGCUGAUCAAACGAGCCUUCGCCGGGGACGAAGUGCUGGAGACCUUCCGCAAGGAGAAAAAGAAAACUGUGGAAGAGGAGGACGACAAGGUGGUUGAAGAUACGCUGCCUGGAUGGGGCAGCUGGGCCGGCGCUGGACUGAGCCGAUCAGACAAGAAGCGGGUUAAACGCACGUUCACCACCGUCAAGGGGAUCAGCGCAGACAAGCGGAAGGAUGCAAAGCUCGACCGGGUUAUCAUCAACGAGAAGCAGGUGAAAAAGAACAACAAGUAUCUCGCAUCCCAGCUGCCGCAUCCCUUCGAGUCCAAGCAGCAGUACGAAAGGGCUCUGCGACUGCCUAUUGGCCCCGAGUGGACGACUAAGUCAACCUUCCAAACCGCAACCAAGCCUCGCGUGAUGAUUAAACAGGGGGUUAUCAAGCCAAUCCAGCGUCCUACAUUGUAG
Messenger RNA from Trichophyton verrucosum HKI 0517, 2946 nucleotides. Its product is annotated as small nucleolar ribonucleoprotein complex subunit Utp14, putative. Gene Ontology annotation, biological process: rRNA processing. The record is from RefSeq and is a predicted model, not a curated record. NCBI's taxonomy places the organism in Eukaryota, Fungi, Ascomycota, Eurotiomycetes, Onygenales, Arthrodermataceae. Bases 1 to 2946 code for a protein of 981 amino acids. The transcript is spliced from 2 exons. Gene Ontology annotation, cellular component: small-subunit processome; nucleolus.